Neoarthrinium moseri is the source of this 3009-nucleotide messenger RNA. RefSeq lists its product as uncharacterized. Gene Ontology annotation, molecular function: protein kinase activity; ATP binding. Lineage: Eukaryota; Fungi; Ascomycota; Sordariomycetes; Amphisphaeriales; Apiosporaceae. The coding region runs from base 1 to 3009 and encodes 1002 amino acids. Gene Ontology annotation, biological process: protein phosphorylation. The transcript is spliced from 6 exons. The record is from RefSeq and is a predicted model, not a curated record.
AUGGAUGGACAAGAUCAUAAGUCCCUUCGUAAAUCAUGCAUUGAUGAACUCGCGGGCAAGAUUCAAGAUGCCAUGAAGAGAGGCAACGACGGGGAGCGAGCCUUCUGCUGUCAUUCCAGCCUGAGGGCGAUAUGGAAAGAGAGGCGUCUACAACAGCUCUUGUUUGACAACAGACUCACUGACUCACAAAUUGACUUUCUAUGGAAACACUUGCUAGGCUUCUUGUCUUUCAUUGUUUGGGCUGAGAUUCCAGAUGACGACUGGUUCUCAACUUUCAAGAGCCGAAUCUUCUCUCCUCCAGAUACCACGUGCGCACGGUUCAUCGACGACCACCUCCCGCUUGAUUUGGAGACACUCAAAGGGUUAGGGUUCAAGUCUCAUCGCGUGGAAAAGUUUUGGAUAGACCAACACCGAUUCGUUCCAGCUGUUCUUGACUUCAGCAUCCAGCGUGAUACACAAAAGAUCGGCCCGCAUGUCCGGCUCCCGUUUGAAUUUCGGGCGGAAGAGGAUAGAAGAGGAGGAUAUGGGUUGAUCGAAUUCUACCGAAUUCCACCAGAGUAUGUUCAAAGCAGUAUGUACGGCCACGCUACUUGGAAGCCGAAUGAGCCCUACGCAGUUGCUGUCAAGUCAUUUAAGGAAGGCCGUACAGAUGCGCAAAGGGAGGUAGAGACAUUGUGCAGGGUGAAAAUGACACUGCCAGGCGACUUGUAUCGAAUCACCCUCCAUCACACCAUUAUCGAGCAGGAUAUGCAAUACUAUAUUAUCCUUCCCUUAGCUGACUUAGGAAACCUUGACCAGUUCUUGCGUGCACAGUCCGCAGUCAGCUCGAAAACGUACUCUCUACAGCCAAAGACUUUCAGAGAACGAUUUCCCGAUCUUCCUAGUCACACCGCCGAACUGGCUGGAGCGCUGCUUGAGCAGUGUGUUGCCAUUGCCGACGCAUUGAAGUGGCUUCAUGCUGGAUUUCGCGAAAACCAAAAUUUGGUCUACCUUGCUCAUAUGGACCUCAAACCAGAUAACAUACUACUAUUUGAUGGGCAUAGCGCGCCGGUUGGGUUCUGGAAGCUGGCUGAUUUUGGAAUAUCAGUUAUCAAAAAGAUCCACAAAGGGGUGCAAGAGAGACAAACGAUGCAUACAGGAGCUCGGCGGCCGCAGAACACGUAUCAGGCACCGGAGGUCGAAAAGAGUUGGCUUUCUGGUGGGUCUUCAAAGGUGGGAAGGAAAAGCGACAUAUGGUCGUUUGGUGCAAUCUUUUCCGAGGUCCUUACCUUCGCCGAAGGAGGACCGUCAUAUCUAACGAAGUUUGAGAGGACACGACCUGGUACAUAUGACAACUUCUACUGCCCGAUCGACAAUGGUUUGAGUCCUGGAAGUCCUGAUUUCCAAGUACGGCCUAAUGUGGUCACCUGGCUGGAAGACCUUUGUCAUCAUGCGGGUGCAGAUCGCAGCUACGUUACUUGCUGGACAAGGUGCGUUAAACGCCUUUUGGUCGUAGAUCCUCAGCACAGGCCAGACGCAGCGCAACUGCUGGAUUAUGUCAAUCACGUCUCCGACCAUGUCCACCGAUUCAUACAACAAGAAGAACCCCCUAUGUGUAUAUUUGAUCAAGCUCAACGGGAACCACUUCCUCGCCUACGUGGCUCAGAUGCAAAGCCAAUUGCUCCAGCAGCAUCUGAUAUACAGUUCAAUCUGGUUAAUACGGCAGUUGAUAACGCAGAACAGUUAGCCAGCAUGAAUGCAGAGAGUUUCGUCUCCACAGGGACAAACUCCGACGGACUGUCUCCUAGGUCUUCGAGAGUUGAUAGUGAUCCAGAGGGGUCCUCGACUCGACACACGUCAAUGAGUCAGCCAGGCAUGAGAGCUGCGGGAGGCCCAAUUGCCUACUCCCGCUCAACCCCCCUCUUAGCUGAAAGCACACUUGAAAUCGAUCUACCGAAAACAGAGUUGUAUCGAGAAUCAUGGGAACCAGGUAUAAACACCCGUUCCUGUCCCAAGGCUGUUGCCAUCGGCCAGCUCUGGAUUGCGUAUUUGAGUAGAUUCAAGGUAUACAUGUUCAGACUCCGCCCAGAUUACCAAGGGAAGCGCAUUGUUCAGCCUACGGAAGGCGUUGAUUUACCCACUGGAGACAAGAACGAGUGGAGAAGUAUUGUUGUUUCUGGACAUUAUCUGGUAGUUUGGGGUGAAUCUAAGCGGAGCCGGGAGCCCUUGCUCCGGGUAUAUAGGGUGUUCCCCCAAGAUGCCGGUGGAUCCCCUCCUACCCUAUUACAGACUUCACUAAAGGACUUUGAUUCGCCGAAGAGAGUUGCUUUAUCAUGCCAGGGAUUUGUGGCUGUGAUCAGUUCGAAGAACUUACUUAUAUCCCAAAUCGAAGCCCCGGGUGAGACCCAAAGACUUUACACAGCAGCAGGUAUCCCUGAAGACGAGUCUUACUUCGAAGACAUCGCAUUCAACGAGGAAGGCGAUAUUCUGUACGCUUGGGCAGCUGGACGUAAGGGGUGGCUUCUUUGCUACCGGAUCAUAAAGCCAUUUGUCAUUCAUCUGGAGCACAAAACGUCCCACGACUGUGAAGUAAAUCAGAAACUGCACCUUGCGAAACUGCUGCCUUACGACAUGACGAUGGGCUGUAUCCUUUCUCCAGAUGCCGGCAAAUACGUGGCAUUUUCCGCUGAAAGUUCCAUCACCGAUAACAUUUCACCAACGCUUUCCACGUCUCUACUGUGGCCUACAGUCUCCGAUAUUCGGGCAUGCUGCAUAUAUGGGGAUCGUUCCUUCGUCAUCGCAAAACCAAAGUCACUGAGAAAGACAUGCCUGGUAGAGUACCCGUUGCCACGGAAUGGUGCUUACGACCAUACGGAAGAGAGAAUCAUCUGCAGGCUCGAUUCACGUUUGAUUGAAGGCUCAGCAAUGAAAUUCUUUCGCUGUGGGAAUGAUGGUACUGUUCUAGUCGUCAUAUGUCAUCGCGAUGGUAAGAUGGAAGUUAUCAAAUAUGGCACGAAACGUAACCAGUAG